Molecule: messenger RNA, 1949 nt
Organism: Drosophila bipectinata
Lineage: Eukaryota; Metazoa; Arthropoda; Insecta; Diptera; Drosophilidae
Gene: Act5C
Product: Actin 5C
Source: RefSeq, a predicted model, not a curated record
GUUUUCAUAUCACUACCGUUUGAGUUCUUGUGCUGUGUGGAUAUCCUCCCGACACAAAGCCGCUCCAUCAGACCGAAAGACUUAAUUUAUAUUUAUUUAAUUAAUUUUAAUAAAAACAGACCAAAACUUACAAAAUGUGUGACGAAGAAGUUGCUGCAUUGGUUGUCGAUAACGGCUCUGGCAUGUGCAAGGCCGGUUUCGCUGGCGAUGAUGCGCCCCGCGCCGUCUUCCCAUCGAUUGUGGGCCGUCCCCGUCACCAGGGUGUGAUGGUCGGUAUGGGCCAGAAGGACUCGUAUGUCGGUGAUGAGGCCCAGAGCAAGCGUGGUAUCCUCACUCUGAAGUACCCCAUUGAGCACGGUAUUGUGACCAACUGGGAUGAUAUGGAGAAGAUCUGGCAUCACACCUUCUACAAUGAGCUGCGUGUGGCCCCCGAGGAGCAUCCCGUUCUGUUGACCGAGGCCCCGCUGAACCCCAAGGCUAACCGCGAGAAGAUGACACAGAUCAUGUUCGAGACCUUCAACACACCCGCCAUGUACGUGGCCAUCCAGGCCGUGCUCUCCCUGUACGCCUCUGGUCGUACCACCGGUAUUGUGCUGGAUUCCGGUGAUGGUGUCUCCCACACCGUGCCCAUCUAUGAGGGUUAUGCCCUGCCCCACGCCAUCCUGCGUCUGGAUUUGGCCGGUCGCGAUCUGACCGACUACCUGAUGAAGAUCCUCACCGAGCGUGGCUACUCCUUCACCACCACUGCCGAGCGUGAAAUCGUCCGUGACAUCAAGGAGAAGCUGUGCUAUGUCGCCCUUGACUUUGAGCAGGAGAUGGCCACCGCUGCCUCCAGCUCCUCUCUGGAGAAGUCCUAUGAGCUUCCCGACGGUCAGGUGAUCACCAUCGGUAACGAGCGUUUCCGUUGCCCCGAGGCCCUGUUCCAGCCCUCGUUCCUGGGUAUGGAAGCGUGCGGCAUCCACGAGACCACCUACAACUCGAUCAUGAAGUGCGAUGUCGAUAUCCGUAAGGAUCUGUAUGCCAACACUGUGCUGUCCGGUGGUACCACCAUGUACCCUGGCAUCGCUGAUCGUAUGCAGAAGGAGAUCACCGCCCUGGCCCCGUCCACCAUGAAGAUCAAGAUCAUUGCUCCACCAGAGCGCAAGUACUCUGUCUGGAUCGGUGGCUCCAUUCUGGCUUCGUUGUCCACCUUCCAGCAGAUGUGGAUCUCCAAGCAGGAAUACGAUGAGUCUGGCCCCUCCAUUGUGCACCGCAAGUGCUUCUAAGAAGGAACAGCAACCAAGGAUGUGUGGUUAGAUGAGCAGGAGGAGGAGGAGGAGGAUAUGAAGAAAGAAGAAGAAUUCAACUCGAAGGCGCAAGUGCGAGUGCGAGUGGUGGAAGUUCGGAGUGCAGCACAACAACAACAACAACAACACCAUUUGAAGCAGAAUCAGCAGCAACACACACCAUCACCAUCAUUUGCCGCAUUGUUGUGGUGUCCCCCCCAGCCCUUUCCCGUGGAGGGGGGAUGCACACGAUCUGGCGUGUUGUGUUCUAGAAUUAAUUUAAUUUAUUUCAUGAAAAAUAAUGUACUAUGUAUUUUUGUUUUUUUUUUUUUUAUUUUCUAUACCUUUAAUAUAACGAAACUACAAACAAAAACAAAAAACAAAAAAAUUAGAUGAAACGAGAACAGCAUAAUUCUGCCAUUCCAUGGACACAACACUCACCUACACUCACUCACACACACACACACAACACACAACCCCCCACCCACAAACACUCACGCGUAAAAGUGGAAAAAAAACACACACACACAUACACACAAAAAUGAUUUGAAGUGAAAUCCAUUGCAAAACACAAACAACAACACUAGCGUUUUGUAAAAUUCGUCAGCAACCUUAUGUAUUAUUUUUUAAUUAUGAUGUAAUUAUAAAAACAAAAGUGAAACAAAAAUAUGAAAACAAGGAAAA